CGGCCCUCGCUGAUGGAUGAUCUGGCCGUCUCGGACGAUUCCUCGGACUCGGACUCGGCUCCCAGCUCGCAGAACUCGUCCUCGUCGUCCUCGUCGUCCUCCUCCGGUGCCUCGUCCUCUUCCUCCGCUUCCGGUGCCCCAUCACCUCCGUCGUCGAGCGUCUCGCCAGCGGUGGGCAGUGCGUCUGGCACCGCGCCGCCUGCCUCGCCGCACGUGGUGCGCCCGAUGGACGCGUCUGGCGAGCCGCUGCCCUGGAACCGCACCAACGACCCGCUGGGUAUCGGGUUUGCGGCCGAGCUGCUGUACCGGCCGCCGGAGCGCGGGCCGGGCUCCCCCAACGUCAGCUACUGCGUCCUCUGCUGGGACGGCGGCGACCUGGUGCUCUGUGACUACUGCGAGCGGGCCUUCCACCGCGACUGCUACGUCGGCGAGGUCGAGGACGACGCGGAAGGCCAGUGGCGGUGCCUGCUGUGUUCGGAGCCACCACGGCUGGCCGGGCCGGACCGCCCCCGCCCUGAGCGGCUCCUGGCCUCCGCCGACCUCCUCAUGGCACGCCGCCUGCUGCUCGAGCUGUAUGCCGCCUAUUAUCCUUGCCUCUACUUCAGAAGCCGCAGUAACUUGGAGCUACUGCCAGAGUGGAGGAAACUCAAGGACCCUAUCUGCCUGGACGACAUCAAGGAGCGCCUGAGCCAUGGGAAAUACACCUCACUCAUGGACCUCCUCAAGGCGCUGAAGCGUCUGAUGGACAUGAUACGGUCCCUGAAGAAGGGGAGCGUCGGGAGGAAGUACCUGAAGGAGCUGGAAGAGGUGUUCGACAGCUUCGUUCGCGACCACAUGCACGAGUUCUGGUUACAGUUAGACGAAUCAUCGUCCCGGUAACCCAGCGUCUUCGGCGUCGGUUGGCGGCACAAUGUGUUGUGCGAUUCCGUUGCGCCCCGAACGUCGGGGCAUUGUCGGUGGUGAUUCAAAGUAUUCUCCCACGUCCGCUGUUACUUUUGUCCUGUUGUGGUUCUGGGGAGAUGCCGAACUGCGUCAUUUUAUUUUUUUA
This is a messenger RNA of Pollicipes pollicipes, 1048 nucleotides long. Its product is annotated as nuclear body protein SP140-like protein. Lineage: Eukaryota; Metazoa; Arthropoda; Thecostraca; Pollicipedomorpha; Pollicipedidae. Gene Ontology annotation, biological process: regulation of transcription by RNA polymerase II. The transcript has 4 exons. Gene Ontology annotation, molecular function: DNA-binding transcription factor activity, RNA polymerase II-specific; protein binding. The record is from RefSeq and is a predicted model, not a curated record. Bases 13 to 879 code for a protein of 288 amino acids. Gene Ontology annotation, cellular component: nucleus.